AUGCUUUCGUGGCCUGAAAUCACCCAGCUGGUGCGGUCCGGCGAUCUGCAGCUGUUGCUGCGAUCGCCUGCCGUCACCACCAGCUAUCACCGCUACAAACAGGCCUUGGAAGACCGCCACACCACCGUUGCCGACGUGGUGGUGCACGAGAAAUUGCACUGGACCAGCAAAAUGCUGAUCCAGUGUGCUCAGAAAUGGCCCACCGCAAAUUUGCAGUUCCAAGCAAUGCUCAGCGAUCCCCAGCUCUUCGCACUGCGCACAAAUGACUUUCCCUACGACUUCCCAGACCAUGUGCAUCAUUUGGUGCUGUGGAGCAAAAUACAGAUCCCGCUGUAUGUGAGCGAUUCUCGUGAAAAAGUGGCCAUCGUGGAAACCAAGAUUCAGCAGUUUUUGAAAGCCAAUCUGGCCCGCUACAAUAUCCAGGAUUUCGUAUGGUUCAUCAAUUACCCUUCUCUCCAAAGCGUCAAAGCAGUGUCGCACAUACACGUCUUGAUCAACUCCGGUGAGUCCGAGAAGAUCGACCACAUUCUAGCGAACGGGUUCGAAUCAAUCGGGUUCGAGCCAAUCUAA
Molecule: messenger RNA, 570 nt
Organism: Lachancea sp. 'fantastica'
Lineage: Eukaryota; Fungi; Ascomycota; Saccharomycetes; Saccharomycetales; Saccharomycetaceae
Source: the annotation of a GenBank genome assembly